CGGAAUGCUCAUGUCUUUGAUGUAUGCGACGGACUUUAAGUACGGUCGUCUAACCUUCAUAUGAUUGAAACGUGAAGAAGUGCUUACCUCCAUAUCGAUAGUGUCUAUAAAUGGUAUCAAAUUAAUACUGAGAAACCUUAGUUGCAGAUAUUGAUCUUAAAAUGUGUUCCCGUGGAAAAUUAGGCAUUAGUAUUUGAGUAUUUAUAGGAAAUCUUACAAAUACAGCAGAUCACUAACACAGUCAGCACCACGACAGUUUAGUAAAUUGUUCAUCCACACGGGUAAUAAUUGUAAACGAUUACGAAUGAUGACAGUAUGAAGUAACCUGGAUGUAACCGUAACAUUGAAUCACGGUAAAACGAUUAUAUGUAGUUUCACGGCUUUGUCUCGAAGAAGGUGGAUUUCGACUGGAAAGAGCAAUGAUGUCUGAACAAUCUGUUAGUCAGACUCAGACGGAAACUGUUUUGGAGACGGAUGUCACGGAUUCCGUAUCGCAGGAGGUGCCAACUGUCCGUUUACGGCUCAGAAAACCAAAGUCUGAUAAAAAAGUUCAGUGGACUCAGGGUACUGUGGAUAAUGAACAUAUGAAUAAAAAGAAAUCUAAAUGUUGUUGCAUUUAUGAGAAACCAAGAAAUUUUGGUGAAAGUAGCUCGGAAGACAGUGAUGAUGAAUGUGAACAUUGUAAUGGUCCCAAAGAUGCUCAUAAGAGAGCGUUACCACACAAUACAGAGACUUCUAAGGAAGCGAUUACUCCUAAUCCUGAAACAAUAGUAAAUGCAUCCAUAUAAACUUACAUUUAUGACUUAAAUAAUUUUUUCGAAUGAAGACAAAUGCAUUAUCUGUGUAUUUUAAGAAGAAGAUGGAGCAUAGGAAAUUUAAAUGAACAUAUUACAAUUUAUAAUGCAAUUGUAUUAUUAAUAUUGACACUACUGACGUUAAGAUUCUUGAAUCAGUGCUUCAAGUCCAGUUUUGAGCUUUUUUGAUUCUAAAUAAAAAGAUACUGGUAGGACAUAUCAUUAUUAAAUAAAAAGAGAAGAAAAAUAUGGAAUUUUAUUCUAAGAUCAAUUCUUGUUAUAUUAUCUAAUGUUUAUAUAGUACGUUAAAUUGAAACGAAUUUUACAAUAAUAACUAGUAAUCUUCAAAUUAUUAUAGCUGUAUAUAUAUGUAUUUAUACAUGUAUAUAUACGCAUGUCCUUUUGGUAUGAGUAGAAAUAUUCAUAGUUCCUAUAACAUAAUGCAUGCAUCCUGCUAUUUCCUUACAGUUUUGAAAGUAAUACUAUAAUACAAAACAAGUUGCGCCGUUAUCAAAAUUUGAAGCAGCUAAUAACAGUUUUAAAUGUACUAAAGAAAAUGUUAUACUUUAUGUAAAUUCUAAGAAAUUUUCCAUAAGUUUUGAUUAUCUAUUAUUUAUCUCUUUCUCCCUCUCUUUCUCUCUCUAGUAUAAAUAUAUUUCUUCUCUGAAAUAUUAGGUUCAUAUGUAUGUGUAUAUAUUAAAUAUUUGUAACAAGAAAUUGCUUAUUUCAUUACAAUAAUGUUUAACAUCUUGUAU
Molecule: messenger RNA, 1549 nt
Organism: Nomia melanderi (Alkali bee)
Lineage: Eukaryota; Metazoa; Arthropoda; Insecta; Hymenoptera; Halictidae
Product: E3 ubiquitin-protein ligase PPP1R11-like
Cellular component (GO): nucleus
Molecular function (GO): protein phosphatase 1 binding; protein serine/threonine phosphatase inhibitor activity
Source: RefSeq, a predicted model, not a curated record